CGAUGGCAAUUGAUCGAUAAGCAUAUAAAAAAGUUAUAAUGAAAUUUCCUUGUCCUCACUGUUGCUUUUAUUUUCCUCUAAAGAAAUUUACAUUUGAUUCCGGAUUGGGGGAAAGAAUUAACCACUUAUUUUGAAUCAUAGUUUUAGGACAAAAAAGAAAAAAAAUGGACACAAGCACCAGUUCUCAUUGAAAUAUGACAUGUAACAGAUCUGCAAAGUUGUCCAAAUGCCGUGUCAUCACAUUCUCAGACAAGACUUUCACCCUUCCCUACUUUUCUUGUCCCUUUAAAACUAACUUCUCAUCAAGACAAAGAAGUGAGAACACAAAUCUGUUGGAGUUUCCAAAUAGCACUCAUCAAUGGCUUGCCUGAAAGCAGGGACCAGGCCACCAUGGCUUGGUCUUGGGGCGGCAGUUUGGAUGCAGAUAGCAUCUGGGAAUGCGUACAACUUCCCUCUCUAUUCCCAUUCCUUGAAAUCUGUUCUGGGGUUUAACCAACAUCAGCUGACGAUGCUUGGUGUUGCUAAUGAUAUUGGUGAAAACGUUGGGCUCCUUCCUGGUUUUGCUUCUAACAAGUUCCCACCUUGGAUUGUUCUCUCGAUUGGAGCUUUUGCUUGCUUCUUGGGUUAUGGUGUUCUUUGGCUUGCUGUUAGCCGAACUGUUCUGUAUAUGCCUUAUUGGCUGUUAUGGCUUGCACUUUGUGUUGCUACCAAUAGUAGUGCUUGGUUGAGCACUGCGGUGCUUGUCACAAAUAUGAGAAAUUUCCCUGUCAAUCGAGGCACAGUCGCUGGCAUUCUCAAGGGAUAUGCUGGGCUUAGUGCUGCAGUAUUUACAGAAAUUUACAGCACUGUACUUCGAAAAUCCUCUUCUAACCUUUUGAUGUUUCUUUCAUUUGGUGUCCCUGUUCUUUGCUUUGUCAUGAUGUACUUUGUUAGGGCUUGUACUCCCACUUCUGGUGAAGACCCUGCAGAGCAUGGCCAUUUUCUUUUUAUCCAAGUAGCUAGUGUGGUCCUUGGCUUGUAUGUUUUGACAACCACAAUAUUAGAUCAUAUGCUUCAAUUUAGUGCUGAAAUUUCUUAUGCCAUUCUUAUUGUAAUGGUUGUCCUUCUCAUGGCUCCUCUUGCAAUUCCUGUAAAGAUGACUAUUUGUCCCACAAGGAUCAACAAACCGGGGAUGCCUAACCAACCCAUUGCACCUUCAGAUGAAAUGCUUCAAGAAGAAGGUAAUGCAGACAAAAGAGAACCACUGUUAAAGUCAUCUGACUCAACAACAUACCUGGGAAGCUUUCGUGAAGGUGAUGAUGCAUCAGAGAUGGCCAUGCUUCUUGCUGUGGGUGAGGGGGCAGUUAAGAAGAAGAGGAGGCCUAAAAGGGGGGAGGAUUUCAAAUUUGGUGAAGCUGUAAUCAAAGCUGAUUUCUGGCUUCUUUUCUUGGUUUACUUUGCUGGUGUUGGUUCUGGUGCGACUGUUCUCAACAAUCUGGCCCAGAUAGGGAUUGCACAAGGUGUAGAGAACACGACAAUAUUGUUGUCUCUUUUCAGUUUUUGCAACUUUAUUGGCCGUCUUGGUGGGGGUGCAGUUUCAGAACAUUUUGUCAGGUCAAAAACAGUUCCCCGCACCCUUUGGAUGACGUGCGCUCAAAUUGUCAUGGGCAUUACGUACCUUCUUUUUGCAUCAGCUAUUGAUGGUACAUUAUAUGCUGCAACUGCAUUAUUGGGAAUAUGCUAUGGUGUUCAAUUCUCCAUCAUGAUCCCCACUGUCUCUGAGCUUUUUGGUUUGAAGCAUUUUGGUAUCUUUUACAAUUUCAUGUCACUAGGAAAUCCUCUUGGAGCAUUCCUCUUCUCAGGACUCCUCGCAGGAUAUAUAUAUGAUACUGAAGCUGCAAAACAAUAUGGACUCAAUCUGAUCGGUUCAAGCGUUUCAUGCAUUGGUCCAAACUAUUUUGAAGUUCGAGUUUGCCCAUCAUGA
Messenger RNA from Durio zibethinus, 1963 nucleotides. Its product is annotated as protein NUCLEAR FUSION DEFECTIVE 4-like. Gene Ontology annotation, cellular component: membrane. The record is from RefSeq and is a predicted model, not a curated record. Lineage: Eukaryota; Viridiplantae; Streptophyta; Magnoliopsida; Malvales; Malvaceae.